CCAGAUGUACCGCUCGUCUGUACCCGGCAGAGCCACCCUGUUAUUUGCUCUGCACAAUCGCAGGCAGAGCUGUCGAUCAGGCAGCUCAGAGUAGGCUGGUGUUUAGUGCGAAUCGUCAACGUUGCUAGGGCCGUCUCCAAGGACUCCAGCAGACCAGAAACGUGCACAAAACAUUGGACUGUUUACAAUAUCUGUAAGUUUUCAGUCGUAACAAAAUCUAAUUUUCACAUUUUUACUUUGUGAAAGAUUGAUAAGCAUUUUUUAAAAUAACAUUCAAUUGUUAUUGGAACAGGACAUGUGAUGAAGGUGUGUUGAUGUCACUUACAACAUGCCAGAACAUUCAAAACUCCUUAGGAGGCCCUUGCCACCUAAGAUCCUGCCACCUCUGCAGCCUUCUCCAGAACCUACAGCAAAUUCAUCUCUGGAUUCACUAUUUGGACCUUCUGCACCAGCACCAAGCGCAAUUCCAAAAUCUGGCAAUAGGGCAAGCCACCAGCUUUACAACCGACACGAUAAGGCGCUCCACAGUCCGAGGAUGAUUUUUUUUUUUAAGCCCUUGGGCCCUGGCGGGUUUCCCUCCCGACCUCCUCCAAAUCCUCCCAGGGUUCAUCUUCUGCACCUUCUUUGGGAUGAGCCUCGCUUCCAGUCUCUUCCUGAGUUUACGCUGGAUGAUUUUUUGUUAGACGCGACAUCCUGCCCAAUGUUUAAAAAGAAGGAUCUAAAAGAGGUUAUACAUUUGCGCCAAACCUACAAAAAGCUGAUAGAGAAGGGUGAGCUCCAUAAGGGCAAUCAGUCUAAAAUAAACACACAAGUAAUGUCCAGCAAAUCCAUCCCUGUAGCUUCAUCAAGAAUCCCUCAAAGACAGAUGGUCUAUGAGUUGACUGCUUUGAUGAGAGAGAAAAUGCAUGAGAACAAUGCUGAGGAAGAGGAGAGCUCAGCUUUCCAUAGUAAAAGACAGGCAUCUGACAGACAAAAUGCUGUAACUAAAAGUGUACUGAAUGAUAACAGUGUCCUGAAUGAUGAGAAGUGUGGGAUCAUUACUCCGGCAGAGCUAGCAAUACUAGACAGCCUGGUGCAAGGAGGGCUUUUACUUAAUCUUAAGGCUCAUUUUCUAUCUCAAGUUCCUGAUCUGACACCAUUAGCUAACAGCUUGCUCUACCUCAACCUUUCCUUUAACAAUUUAAACAGCUUGCCUGUGGAGGUGUUUAAUCUCCAGCACUUAGAAGUGUUGAAACUAAGAGACAACCCCAUUAAAGAGAUUCCUGAAGGGAUUCACAAGCUCAAGAAGCUGAGAACAUUCGUCAUUUCUUUCUGUUUGAUUUCAUCCCUUCCUCUUGGGUUGUUUCUUUUACCAUGCCUGCAGUUGCUGGAUGUCUCUUACAACAAGAUUACUUUUAUCCCCAAUGACAUUAGGAACCUCAGAGCGCUGGAGUGUCUAAAUGUGGAGGGGAACGAGUUGUGUGCUCUACCCUGUGGAGCUCUGAGUCUUCCUAUUAGGCAGCUGCGUAUUUCGAAUAACUAUAUGCAUGCCCUUUUCUGGGAGGAAAACAGCCAGAACCAGCCACAAAGACUCCUCCACCUGGCAGCCCUCACCUUUGCACAGAAUAACCUUGGCCAGUAUUACAGAGAUCUCCCUAGUGAUAUCCAGCAAGUUCUGAAUAACGUCAAUGUGUGUGACUGCUGCAAAGGGACACUUUAUGGUUCAGGACUGCGGAUUAUCCGUCCUUGUGAGAAGAUAUUUGGAAUAAAUAAUCUGCCCUUCAUGUUCUAUUCUUGCUCUCCAUCCUGCUACAAGAACUUUAGGACUCAGACUGACAACUUGUAUGACAUUCUCUAUGGAGGGCCAUCUUCAUAAAACACAGCAACAAUAGUGCAACGCUUUAGACAGUGUCAGUGAGUAAUAGAAAAGACUACACAAUAUGUAAAUGAUUCUACAGUAUAUGCAAUACCUACAAAACACUUCAGAAGAUAAUCAGGUUCAAGUAACUUGGAGGUAAUCCGGGUGACGAGAUUUUUACAGACUGGUUUCGUGGUGCAUAUGGAAACGUGACAUGAUCAGUUCAAUCAAGAAAUACAGCAUCUGCAUCUGCUUUGUUUCUCAGUUGUGUGGCAACAUUCAGUCUACCUUUCCUGAAGCACUAUACAUUUAAAGUGAACAGCUUCUCAAAUAAACAGACUUUGUUUACAAUG
This is a messenger RNA of Acipenser ruthenus (sterlet), 2190 nucleotides long. RefSeq names its product leucine-rich repeat-containing protein 63 (gene lrrc63). The transcript has 10 exons. The coding region runs from base 329 to 1855 and encodes 508 amino acids. The record is from RefSeq and is a predicted model, not a curated record. Gene Ontology annotation, molecular function: protein binding. Lineage: Eukaryota; Metazoa; Chordata; Actinopteri; Acipenseriformes; Acipenseridae.